CCUGCAUGCACCAUCCUCUCCGGUGCCCAGCCUGCCUGCCUGCUCACAUGACUUGUACUGGAUCUGAUCGCUCUCCUCCCUUCUAGAUCCUGCCCUGCUACACUGGAUCCUACCAAUCAGGGUGAGGGAGAUUCACUGCACCAGCUGCCCCCUCCUAUCCAGCUACGGCAAGAAGAUUCGGGGGCUGCUGCUGCUCAGCUUCCUUCCCACCCUCCCAUAGCUGCUGGCAUCAGUGCCCCCUCUUACAGAUGCGCAGAAGAUAAGGAAGGGGCACACCAGAACAUCAUUUACUACCCCUGAUGUCAGUGCCAACCAUCUAUCCUGCAUGCAAGGGGAAAUCUUCAUGGACUCCAUGGUCUGCACGUUAACCUGUCAAGCCUAUUAGGAGGUGCUGUACUGGUAUUUAGAAGGAGACCACCAUUCUUAUGACAGCCAUGGGGCAGGAUGGGCAGAUUCCAUCUUCUCUGGGGUAUGUGGACCUUCUCCUUCAGAGUAGUAGACAAUUCAUUGGAGCCCUGAAAGAAUGCAAAGGCUGUGGCUUGGCAUCAUCAUGGGACACAUUUCGGGCUCAUGCCUGUUUCACCUGGAUGGAGUUAUUGUGUGUUAUCUUUUGCGCCCUGGCAUGGACUGGCAUACGCAUGGCAACUACUAGAUGGAUCUUCCAUCCAUUUAGUAAAUGGUGUCACCUGCGGCCAAGAGAAGCAGAAAAGGUCCCAGAGAGUGUGUGGAAACUCCUCUUCUACAGUUGCUCGUGGUCUUACUGUUCAUACCUCCUUUUCUUCACUGAACAUAACUACUUUCAUGACCCCCCUUCUACGUUCCAUGGUUGGAAGUCAGGAGUAGCUGUUCCCAAGGAAAUCGCCCUUGUGUAUCUCAUCCAAGCCAGCUUUUAUGCACACUCUACUUAUGCAACUUUGUACAUGGACGCAUGGAGAAAAGACUCAAUUGUAAUGAUUAUACAUCAUGUGGUCACUUUUACUUUAAUUUCUUUCUCAUAUGCUUUCCGAUAUCACAACAUUGGAAUUGUAGUACUUUUUCUUCAUGAUUUUAAUGACAUUUUGCUGGAAUUCACCAAACUCAACAUCUACUUCAAGACACGAGGUGGAACAUAUCACAAAAUCAACGCCAUUAUUACAGAUAUUGGAUCUGUUUUGUUCAGUGUAAGCUGGUUCUGGUUCCGACUGUACUGGUUUCCUAUAAAGGUCCUUUAUGUCACUUGCUGUUCCAGUCUUGAAUCUAAUCCAGACAUCCCUUUUUAUUUCUUCUUUAACGUCCUUCUAUUCUUAUUGACACUUAUGAAUAUUUAUUGGUUUUUGUACAUUGUAAUGUUUGUUGGGAAAGUGCUGACGGGCCAGGUUAAAGAAGUUAAUGAUGUCCGAGAAUAUGAUGUUUCUGAAGAUCAGAAAAUGGGUGUCAAGGAUCACAGCAAAACACCCCCAAGGCAUAAGGAUACCAUGAAUAGCAAGCAAAACAUGUCAAAUGGAUAUGUAAAGAAAAAGAGAGCAUAAGGACGGUGAAGUAAAGUGCCAUGAGCGGUGGUCUCUCAAAUAAAGCCUUGUAUUGUCAUUCAAUGAACUGAAUUUUUUUCUUUUUUUGCUUGAUCUACUGUUUUGUCAGAGCCUCAACAUAAUUUACCUCAAAACCUCAAGUAUUUAACGUAUUAUUGGCAAUUAAC
This is a messenger RNA of Bufo bufo (common toad), 1675 nucleotides long. It is a transcript of the gene CERS1, whose product is annotated as ceramide synthase 1. Gene Ontology annotation, molecular function: sphingosine N-acyltransferase activity. Gene Ontology annotation, cellular component: membrane. The record is from RefSeq and is a predicted model, not a curated record. The coding region runs from base 426 to 1508 and encodes 360 amino acids. The transcript has 7 exons. Gene Ontology annotation, biological process: ceramide biosynthetic process. Lineage: Eukaryota; Metazoa; Chordata; Amphibia; Anura; Bufonidae.